This is a messenger RNA of Struthio camelus australis, 3125 nucleotides long. The record is from RefSeq and is a predicted model, not a curated record. Lineage: Eukaryota; Metazoa; Chordata; Aves; Struthioniformes; Struthionidae.
UGACAGAAAAUUGGCUAUGGCUGCAGUUACAGAGCAGGAAACCCAGCUGUGUGGCAACUGCAAAAAGGAUAUUCCUGUUGCCAAUUUCACCAUCCAUGAAAUCUACUGUAGCAGAAACAUUGGAGUAUGUCGCUACUGCAGUGAAUCAAUCCCAAAGACUGAAAUGAAGAACCAUAUUGAAUCUGAACAUGUGCAGGUUACCUGUAAGUGUAGUAUGAAGAUAGAAAAAAGCCUCUUGGAGGAUCAUAAGGCAUCAGCGUGCCCUUUGCGUCCUGCGGUCUGUCAACAUUGUGACAUACAGCUUACAUUCAAUAAGCUUGACGAUCAUGAAAGUUACUGUGGAGCUAGAACUGAGAGGUGCAGUGGGUGCGGUCUUAACGUAAUGGUAAAAGAUCUAAAAGAGCACCCUCGAGUCUGUGGGAAAGAGGCGAAACAAGUAAGAGUAAGCAGAACAGUGCCUCGCGAUGAGGAUGCAAAUUUGCGUUCCCUUCGAGACAUUAAAAACCAACUAAGAUCAGAUAGCUAUGCUGGGCCUUUGUGGAGAAUGCCCAGGGUGCUAGAAAAUCAGCUUUACAGCGGUUGCGUAGGAGACAAAACACUUAAGGACAUUAGUAGAAGAAAUGUUUCAGCUGUACAAAGAAAUCGGAAUCAAGAGGAGGAACUGGAGCAGCUGGAGGCAAAUAAAAACACUAAUUCUUCACUUUAUGAAGAGGAGGAUGCCAGUUUAGACUACAUGUUGGCCCUUAGCCUGCAAAAUGAGAAUAGUCCUCACAACAAUAGUGCAGCUGAAAUUCACGGUGACUUCUGGAAAAACUACUACACCAAAGAGUCUGUGCCAUCUGCCUUUCUUAAUGGAACAGACAAGUCAAACAUCUUCUCUGACUCUCUAGAGUCUUUUAGCACUUCAAACCACAUAAAAAGCAAUGAGAUCAUGUUGCCCUGUGAAUUUUGUGAGGAGCUCUACCCUGCUGAAGAUCUGAUUCUGCAUCAGACAGGUUGUAACCCAGCAAGUGCCUUUGCUUCAUUCAGUAAAAGAAGUUAUUCUCCAAAUCCACGAAAAUGUGAUGGUUUGCAUGAUUUUGGAUCCAUAAGCAGUAGAUCUCUUUAUUCGUUCCGGCACCAAGCUGUCCAGGCAGAAGGAAACGUUAUCAUUCCAUGUGAAUUUUGUGGCAUCCAAUUAGAAGAGGAGGUACUCUUUCAUCAUCAGGAUCAAUGUGAUUUGCGCCCAGCCACAGCCAACCCGGCAGAAAGCUUGCCGUUACAGCAGCCACUGUCUCCUCAAGACAACAUAGAGAGAAGGGAGUCGCCGGAGCUGGCUAGGAGACGAAUCAGGCAUCAAGGAGAUGUUUCUCCUCGGCGUAUAGAAGGCUUCAGGCAGCAGAGGCUCAGAGACUUUCCUGCACGAGGAACCAGACCACCAAAUAACAUGGUGAAUGCCAGGAGUGCACCAUUGACCUCUUCUGGUACAGCAAGAGCUAGUGAUGCUCUGAAUUUGAGAGGGAAGCCUAGGAAGGUAGCUGGCAAUGAGGGAAGACCAAAGAGCAGAGGUGCAGUUGAACCUACAAGUGGGACAGCGCCACGUACGCGACCAACUCGAAACUUUCAUUCAGAAGCCUUCUCGUCCAACUUCUCAAGAACUUCUCCAACGCGACCAAGCAUGGGAAAUGAAGGAGGAAGGGUAUCGGAUGUUCCAGUCAGCUUCAGGAACAGGAACAUAAAGGCAAAACCCCAGAGCCCGGAAUCUGGUUAUCCAGAGGACAAGUGAUCUACCACUUAUGAAAUAUGUAUUUAGCACUCGACGCACUCUUACUAUGCAUUACAGUACUUACUUAUUUAUCUGAGCGCAAGUAAUCGCUAUAUUGUCAUGUCAUUGAAGACUUUCUAUCAAGUUAAAUUUUUAUAGGGCAGUGAUCAUUUUAUAUGUAUUUUUAAUUUGUGAGAGUAUCUAUCUUACAGGUUUUUACUUCUGUGAUCUAUACUAGUGACAUCCUGGGUCAGCAAGUAUACUGCUACCUAGGGAACCACAUGUUCUAUGUUUUUUCAUGUUGGCUUUUUGUGACAGCCAGUGAAAGAAUUUCUUUGACAUUCUAAUCUUUAAGUGUGCUAGUUAUCCUGAAGAUGGCAGCAAUGAUGUAUGAUGGAAAAAAGAAAGCAAGCUAUCAGCCAAGACAAUGCUGGGAAAGAGCUGGUCCUAGCAAGUUAUUUGACAAGUACUCAACUACAUGAUAGAGUCCUUUAGGCAGAAAGACUCCCUGGCUGGCACACUGGAGAGCACUCGACUCUGCAAGAGCAGUUAUCUCCCUAAAUUAAAAGGCUGGGUGGUUUGGCUCAAAACGUUCUCAACAGUAGAAAGUAGCUGAAGAGAAUAAUAACGUGGUGUUGCUCGCCACCUUGCAGCUGAACCUCUUCUUAAAGCUUCCUGGCCUAUCUUGCAGGACUCUACAUUGGCUAAGCAAAGCCAUAGAUACCUUUUGGGGAUGAGGGGGGCUGUACCUCUAGCUGCAUGUCUUUCUUUGUUACCAGAAGUGCCCAUGGCAUGGACAGCUGGGAUCAUGAUUCUCAGUGGAUGAGCUCUAAACCCAUAGUUCUGUUCUGUGAAAUGCUUUUUAAUGCUGUAUUAGUUCAUGCUUUUUAAAUUCCUUGUAAUAAAAUUUAUGUAAUUAUGUCCCAAAACAUUGUGAAGCAGAAAUCUGUUAUGUAACGUGACAGAGUAGAAUGGAUUGAAAGCUUUCUUUUAGGGCAAGCUUAUUACCAGGGGCCAAAUGCUAGGUCAUGCAGAAUCACUGCAACCUGGUCUUUAAUAACAAUGGAACAUGAAUUAAUGAUUACCUGCAUUAGGACUUCAUUGAACUCUGCUUUACUAAAGCUGUUUGUUAGCAUCUCCUGUGCUCUAGCAGGAAGUUAGGGAAGCGGUGGUGUACAGGCUACAGGAGGCAGGUCUUAGGCUGAUGCCCAUAGGUGUCAGCUAAGACCAUUAACCACCUGGAGCAGCUGGUGACCAGGGAUCACUACCCAGUAGCAGGUCUUGGGCAAGGCUUUUAUUAGAGGCCUUGUUGCAUGCUGAAUGCCAAGUCAGUGCUGCCAGCAGUGUCACACAAGCCACAAGAGUGGAACCAUGCUAGUGA